AUGCAGUCAACUUCAAUACAAGUUUUCCAACAACAACAAGAAGAAAUUUCUAAGAUACGUCCUGGAAUUGUAGCAAACUUUAUAUAUAAAGUUGUUGAACUUGCUACCUAUACUUCCGAUUUUGCCGAUGAUGCUAUAAAUAUAUUAACUGGAGGUCAUUCAACUAGACAAAAUUAUGGUUACGAUGAUAAUGAUGAUGAAAAUGUCUAUGUCCAUAAGAAAAAAGAUGUUUCUACUUGGAAUGAAAAUGUAGAAACUGUUGAAGAUGAAGAGCCUCCAUCUUACGAUAAUUCAACUGAAACUAAAUCUUCACUUACAAUUUCUACAUCACUCUCACAACAAGAUUAUCCAACUACUCAGUCUGAAACUGAACCUUCAUUUACAAUUUCUUCAUCACUUUCGCAACGAGAUUAUCCAACUACUCAGACUGAAACUAAACCUUCAUUUACAAUUUCUACAUCACUUUCGCAACAAGAUUAUCCGACUACUCAAUCAACACCAACACAUUCACCAACAAAUUCAACCUCACGACAAAGACAAUUCCGUGUUCGUCGUGGCUGUAGAUUUGUACGUCACAAAUCAUCUUCAAAAAUGAGCAAUAAUUUCAAUAAUACAUCCGAUAAUAAUGAUGAUGAUGAUGACGAUAUUAUCCUUAAAAGACUUAAUAGUAAAAUAUCUGUUAUGAUAGCUGAAGCUGAAGCUGCUUUAAAUAGUAAGGCUGAAGUUACAGAACUUGAAAUGAUACUUGCCGAGGAAAAAGAACGUGAUGAACGAAUUAGGAAAGAAUUUGGAAUACAAACUCUUAAUAUUCACAAUUACAAUUAUAAUAAUUACAAUAUCAAUUAUAAUAACAAUCACAAUUACGUUUACUGA
Rhizophagus irregularis DAOM 181602=DAOM 197198 is the source of this 873-nucleotide messenger RNA. RefSeq lists its product as uncharacterized. The record is from RefSeq and is a predicted model, not a curated record. NCBI's taxonomy places the organism in Eukaryota, Fungi, Glomeromycota, Glomeromycetes, Glomerales, Glomeraceae.